Drosophila takahashii is the source of this 610-nucleotide messenger RNA. It is a transcript of the gene mRpS17, whose product is annotated as mitochondrial ribosomal protein S17. Gene Ontology annotation, cellular component: ribosome; mitochondrial small ribosomal subunit. Gene Ontology annotation, molecular function: structural constituent of ribosome. The record is from RefSeq and is a predicted model, not a curated record. Gene Ontology annotation, biological process: mitochondrial translation. NCBI's taxonomy places the organism in Eukaryota, Metazoa, Arthropoda, Insecta, Diptera, Drosophilidae.
UGUUAUCACGACUGGUGGUUCGCAACCGGUUGUUUAUUUUUAUAGAUUUUUAAAUAAAAGUCCUGCAGGAUCAUGUCGAGACGAGGACUUCUGUUAAUGGGUCAGUGCAUGCCCUGCGUCAAGCAGAAUGCCUCCAAGAUCCGCAUUCGCCGCAUGGAAAUGGACAAGAAUCUGAAUAUGUAUUUUAAAAAGGACGAGUUCUACUUCGCCCACGAUCCCCAGAAGGUGUGCAAAACCGGGGAUGUGGUCCUGAUCCGGGAGCUCCCCGAGCGACUCACCCGCCUCAUCACGCACAACGUGGAAAAGGUCGUCUAUCCGCUGGGUGACAUAACCGAUCCCCUCACUGGAAAGAAGGUGGUCGUGGGCAAGUACCGCGAGGAUAUCGAGAUGGCCAACCAGCUGUUCGGCAAGGCGGAGAAGGCCUUCGACUACGAGAAGGCUCCGCCACGAGGUCGCCUCGAGGGAACGAAGGACUUCACCCACGGAGAGACCUACAUCAAGUACCACGAGGAUGGCAAGGACCAGCCGUUCGCCGUAUAGAAGACCAUUGGUCGUUUAUCUGUUAAGUUUCCCAUUUGAUUAAUAGUAAAGUGCAUUAAUUCGUCAUAGA